This is a messenger RNA of Neltuma alba, 1869 nucleotides long. Its product is annotated as probable protein phosphatase 2C 34. The record is from RefSeq and is a predicted model, not a curated record. The coding region runs from base 646 to 1749 and encodes 367 amino acids. The transcript has 6 exons. NCBI's taxonomy places the organism in Eukaryota, Viridiplantae, Streptophyta, Magnoliopsida, Fabales, Fabaceae. Gene Ontology annotation, biological process: protein dephosphorylation. Gene Ontology annotation, molecular function: protein serine/threonine phosphatase activity.
CUUCCUUUCUUCACUGCCUACUCAUCUUCUCUCCUUCAGCCCUUGGUGCCGACCACUGCAACAUUCUGGAUCUAUAUAUAUUUUAAAAACGGAAUCUCUUCGUCUCUGCAUGGGAGCUCUAUAUUUUUAUGGGCCAAGUGAAAGUUUGAGAUAUUUUUGUAUUAGUUUAUAAUAUAUAAAGUUGCAUGGUGAAGGUGAGGGAUAUAUGGAAACUGGUGAUAGCUAGCUAGCAUGCAGAUGGAGGGGGAAGGUAUUGUUUGUAUUAUGAAAGGAAACAUGCGCGUCGGCGUCGGCGUCGGCGGAUAAAAAAGGCAGCCCCAAGAAGACACCAGAACCUAACAAACCUCAAAUCUUGGACUGCCCACCUUCUCCAUCUACUCUUUAGUUCGCUUUCUCCUCCUCUUUCCAGAAUCUCCUCUCCCCCCCCCCCUCUCUAGCUUCUUUUUUCCAGCCUCUUCUGGAUAUUAAUUUUCUUCGUUUUCCCCCAUUCUCUUCGUUUUUUCUCCUCUAAAAUUCUUCUAUUUCGGCCCGGCUUCCUCUCGUCGUCAUAUAAUCUCCAAAUCCAUGACCAAUCUGUUCCGUGGCUUGAAAUACGUACUCAUAUAAACGGAAGAAGCACGAGAAGCGUCCCGUUUUGGAACUCGAAUGGGAAAUUUAACGGGGCUUCUAUCCUCGAUGUUCAAUGGACUGGCAAAAUCAAUCGCAAUAAAGAAAGGAAGAAGUUCUGGGAGCUGUGGGGACAGCAGAGAAGCAGCGGAAGCCAUGGCAAAGGAAGCUAAAAGAAGGGACUUGAUGCUGUGUUCGUCUGGUACUGUCAACGCGGGUGGUUCAAACAACUUCGCCUCUGUUUUCUCCAGAAGAGGCCAGAAAGGAAUCAACCAGGAUUGCUGCUUAGUGUGGGAGGAAUUUGGAUGCCAAGAGGACUUGAUGUUUUGUGGGAUAUUUGAUGGGCAUGGACCAUGGGGUCACUUUGUGGCCAAGAGAGUGAGAGAGGCAAUGCCCCCUUCUUUGCUUUGUAACUGGCAAGAGACGCUCACCCAAACUUCUUCGCCUGAUCCUCAUGUUGACAUCGACAUAGAGGCUGAGAAAGAGCAACACAUAUUUGAUAUGUGGAAGCAUUCCUAUUUGAAGACUUGUGCGGCCAUUGAUCGCGAACUCGAGCAGCAUCGCAAGAUCAAUUCCUUCUACAGCGGAACCACUGCCCUCUCCAUUGUCAGACAGGGUGAAGUCAUAGUGAUAGCAAAUGUUGGGGACUCUCGUGCUGUGCUAGGAACAACAUCAGAAGAUGGAAGCUUGGUACCAGUUCAGCUCACAGUUGAUUUCAAGCCCAAUUUACCUCAGGAAGCAGAGAGAAUAACACAGUGUCAGGGCCGAGUGUUCUGCUUGGAGGACGAGCCAGGGGUUCACAGGGUGUGGCUGCCCCACGAAGAAACGCCAGGACUGGCCAUGUCUAGAGCAUUUGGCGACCACUGUGUGAAGGAGUAUGGCCUAAUUUCUGUGCCCGAGGUCACACACAGGAAUCUAACCGCUAGUGAUCAAUUCGUGGUGCUGGCAACCGAUGGGGUGUGGGAUGUAAUAUCCAAUGAAGAAGCAGUAGAUAUCGUGAAUUCAACAGCAGACAGAGCCAAGUCAGCUAAGCGUUUGGUAGAGCGUGCAGUGUUUGCAUGGAAACGCAAGAGGCGAGGCAUUGCCAUCGAUGACAUCUCAGCUAUCUGUCUCUUUUUUCACUCCUCCCCUUCAUCCCCCUAAAUAGAUUCAAUUCUAAUGCUAGUUGCAGUUGUUCCAUGUGAUUUUGGGAAGGGGGGGGUGUUAUAACUAACUAACCAGGACAAAUUAAUGAGCAAGUUUUUAACCUUUUUCUAGCCUCUA